AUGAGCGAAGAUUACAUUCAGUACGAAGAAAAAGUGGAUUUUGGAGCGCACCUGAAUUACGAGACGCCACUGGCGCGCUUUUUGGCGAUGGCAUCGAAUAUAUGUCGCAAAAAUUUAGCGCAUUGCGGGCGGCAAUUUUCAUACUGCGAUGAAGUGGCCGUAGGAAUCGUUAUCAAUCCACAGAUUAUCACGGAAUGCAAGUUUCUGAAGGCUUCUGUAGAACUGAAUGGCUCAAGCACAAGAGGUCAGGUGGUAUGCGACUGGACCGAUCACCAUACAGCGGUGUCUGGAGUGACGCACAGUACAAAGGCGCCCAGUGAAAAACGAGCCUCGAAAAUGAUAAAGUUCGUUGUAUCGUAUGAUGCGGUUACUCUGAACAAACUGGUAUGUGAUGCGGUGAAAAAAUCCGAACAGACACUUCCCAGUGCGCCUGUUCCCGUUUGA
Gongylonema pulchrum is the source of this 444-nucleotide messenger RNA. Lineage: Eukaryota; Metazoa; Nematoda; Chromadorea; Rhabditida; Gongylonematidae. The record is from the annotation of a GenBank genome assembly.